CGAUAAGUAAUCUUACAAAGUUUAGGCUCGAAUAUGUACAUCACAACAUAUAUUUAUUUUACGAUAUUAUACAAACCAUAUUUCAGUGGAAGGAAGGUAAUACUGGAAAUUGGAUAAUUAGCUUACCAGUUACCUCAACCCUCAAGGGUAAAAUAAUAUUUACCCCUCAAUUAAAAAGAAAUGGACCAAUACAAUAGUGAGAUAAGAGUCGCCCAAAUUAAAAAAGAGUACUAUAUGUUUUUACACGAUAAAAUCUUGCAAAGCUUGUCCCUGUCAAUUCUUUUUAAACACCAAACCUACUCUCUCCUUCGCCACAAAUGAGAAUCAACUUCACCCAUGGAGAUCCCUCCUCCCCACUCCCUUCCACCGCACGUGUUUCUCAACCGCUCCGGCUCCCACUUUGUCGUACGCUUUGUACCGUCCGUCAUUCUCCCGCAACAUUCAUCCGGCGCGUGGAUUCUGUACCCAAAAAAAAAAAGAAAAGGAAAAAAAAAAGAAAAGGAAUUGAUGAUGAAUGAUGUCAGGAUCAGUUGAUGCUUUUAGGAAACUGUCCCAGUUGGGGGGGAGGUUAAUUGUCCCGUUUCUCCCUACUCUACUCACAAAGAUCAGAUGUUGUUGUUGUUCUUAAUAUAUUAAUUUUAACGAAAAAACUAAAAAGAAAAGACUUUUCUUACAAAUUAUUUUAAUUUAUUCUCUCAGUUUGUGUUGUGGAAGAAGAUUGGGACUGGAGAGAGAGAGAGAGAGAGAGAGAGAGAGAGAGAGAGAGAGAGAAGAAUCUUGAUGAAAUGCCCCCCACCCUCAUUCCUCAAAGACAUAAUUUUUAUCAUUUUUUCAUGCAUAUGAAUGAGAUAUUCUAGAUUGAAGAAGAUUCUUUGUAAAUACUCUUCUUCCUAGAGAACCCAUUGAUUUUUUUCCUCUUGGAGAUUGAGAAAAAACAAAUAUAUAGGGCUUGUAGGGGAAGAAAUUCCAGUAGUUGCAACAGGAAGAGGAAGAGAAGUGGCUGGGUUUAUUAUGGCCUUACAGCCCACAAGUUGACAAAUUUGAAGUCAUUUUUUCUUUGGAAAGACUUCUCAUUUGGGAUUUGGGCACGCAGCACUCACUCCAACUUUUUUUUUUUUAUUUUUUUUUACUUUAACACAGAGAGAUCUUAUCUCCAUAGUGUACUAUUUUGAUUGAUUGGAUUGAUUUAACCAAAAGUGGUCCUUCUGUAAAGAUGAUUAUAUGAGUUUCUGAGCUUUUUCUUUGGGAAUUCAUUCACAAUUACUGUUGAUUCUUUUCCUUUCCUUUUCCUUUCUUUUAUGGGUCUUGGUUAACAGAGAGAUUCCUAUUUUUUUUUUUUUUUUGGUGCUUGUGGAGUGAGUCAAGUCAUUCUUACUUCUUUUGGUUGCCACUAUCAAAGUCUUCUUACCAAGUUUUGUUUUUCUUUUUUGAGUCUUCUCUUCGUCAAUCGGCCAUGGAUGACCCUCUUGCUAUGUUUUCUGCUCGGUGAAGACUUUUUUCAUCAAUUUAGCUUCAAAAGUGGUAGAGCCUGGGAUCCUGCAAAAAAAAGGUAAUCCUCAUUAUAUCUCCGUACAAAUUUGUUGCCAUUUGACGUAAUUUUCUUCUUUCCUUCUUUUUUUUUUUAUAAUAAUUUUUCUGUUGUGGGAUAUUUUUUUUCUAAAUCUUCUUUGGGUCCGUUUGAAUUCCGCAAUUUCCUGACUAUCAAACUCUUAUGGAUUAUGUUGGGGAUUUUUAUUCAAGUUCUGGCCUUGUUCCUGAAGUCUACAUGGUGUUCAUGUUAAUCAUUACUGGUAUCAGCAUUGAUUAUUCAAUAUCAUUUUUUGGAUAUAUUAUUCCUGCUAUCUACAUAUUAGCUAUAAACAAAAAAAAAAUUCUUUACAUUCUUCAACAAAUUAUCUAUCUCUAACCCGAAACUCUUCUCUGUCUUGUUCUCCGGCAAGUGAAAGCAGGGUCAUUUAUGGAUAUUUGCAAACCCAAAAAUGAUUUUCACUAGUGAAAAAUCUAUCUUGCGUCCGUAAACCUCCCAAAGCCCGUAAAUGACAUGUGAGGACAUAUCUUGUGUCCCUUUUCUCCGUCUGCAAUUCCUAGAUGCCCAAGAGAGGAUAGUUUGGUUUACACUAGUGAUCUGAAAUUAAAAACUGAUUGAGCUGUAUGUCUUGAUUCAGGAUUUUAAAAUUUCUGAUCCUGUCCUUCAUUGAUUGCAAAAUAGCCAAAAGGACAAAUGAGAUCCUUUGGAAGCCCAAUGAACGAUUAAUGCAAGACAGAAUGUGAAUCCUUAUCAGCAGCAGGAGUAUUUUUUGUUGUUUUUUGCAUGGAUUUUUGCUUGUGUGCUGAGGGAAUUAAUUGUCUUUGAAUAAUAAUGAAAUUUUCUGUUUAAAUCAUCACAUGUUCUUACGACCCGAAUGUUUGUCACUGGUGCCGUGGAAGUUAGUGGUAUAGAGCUUGUUGCACAUUGUACACACGAAGACCCUGCCAUCAAUUUCUGCAGCCAAUCAAUGUUGCAAGUUUCACUUGAGCAUCAAUAACUAUUGUGCUACCUCUUUGUUUCCCACUGAAGUUAAUCUUGUAUUUUACAAUGUUGGUUGCAGGAAUGGGAGCAGAAAUUCAUCCCAAAAGGGAUUCAAAUGGAUAUUAUUCCAUUUGGGGUCUACAUCAAGAUGCCAAAAAUGAUAUUUGGUCAGUGUACCAGGAAAAUAGGCCUCAGAAAAAUGGUCAGUGUUUAGAGACAACUUUGCCAUGGAAUCUGAAGCUUGAUGGCUCGCUUGAAUAUGACAAGGAAAAAAUGAAGCAAACUAUUCUGAGGCAUGAAUCAACCUUCCGGCACCAGCUCCAAGAACUCCACCGGCUCUAUGGGAAGCAAAUGGAGCUUAUGAAUGUCUUUAGAAGAAGUAAUGUACAGCAUCUUCGACUUCAGGAAGAAGCAUCAAGUUUGAGUCACUUUCCAUCUCAGAUAUCUUUUGAAAAUCCUAAGCGUGGGUGGCAUGACUCAGAUGUUCCUUCAAUGAAGUUGGUGUUUGGUCAAUCUUCUCAAUCAGAGUCUAGCUGCAAACAGUCUUUCCCUGGUGUAAGUAAUGGGAAAAACAUGAUGCCUUUUGCCGCCAGAGAUUAUGGAAGUUCAAAAGUUAUGGAACCUCCAAGCUCGAACGGAACCUUAACCCGUAGAGAAGUUAUUGACCUAGAGAUUCCAGCUGAUGCAUGCAUGCAUAAUGAAGCAACAUACUCAAGAGAAGUUCUUCGUGAAGUGCCUGGAAGCGAGAGUAACUUGACCACCUUCACUAAGGAUAAUCUACUUAGCAAAGGUGUAAAAACAUCCUUUUUCAAUGCUCUAACUGAUCACCAUAAUAGUGAUGUUUCAAGAUCUUCUUCUUUGUCCUUGAGAAAAAAAGAUGAGCUGGCCGACCUGAAUGACCCAAUCCUGGUUAAUGAUAGCUCUGAUUCAGAUUCUGCUGAUAAUCCUAUUGGCUUGAGUAGCAGUUGGGGCAACAAAAAAAGUGAAGAUAAAUCUGCAACUCCAGAUUCAGUUCUCAAUCCUAUGUGGAAGAAUAAGAGUCUAAGUUCCAAAGGGAAUAAUAACAGUGGAACUUUCGUCAUGAGUGUGGAGUCUAUGAAUGAAAUGGACAGAAAAGAGCGAUGGACUUGUGACUUCAGUUCCAAGAUAUUGAAACCAGAGAGCUUCUCCAUGAACAGAGAUGUCUAUUCCAGGCAUUCAUCUGUAGCUUUUCAAUCAUAUAAACAUGAGCCUGAGAAACGGAAUCAAAUGACUUCUUCCGAACAGGUCUGGACUGGUCAGCGAACGAAAAGGAAACUUUUUGGUGUAGAUAUCUUUGAAGUGAAUGAUGAAUCGUUGGUUAUGGGGAUGACCAUGAGGCAUAAUGCUGAUAAAAUCAAUGAACUUGGUUCUAAGCGACCAGUUAAUGAUGUCAAAUCUGGUUUUGAUUCAAGUACAGGUUCAUUUCAUAGCUCCAUACGUGAAGUGCCUUAUCAAAAUGGUCUCUCCCUUGGUUCACAAUUGAAUUCCAAGCAUGCACAGGGAAAUCCAUUGGCCAAUUGCCAGCUUAUCAACAACACAACCAUUUCUGACUUUGUUGUGAAGAAAUCUGCAUCUGUAGAUCUUGUGAAAUCUGUUGACAGUGGUGAGCAUUUAGAAUUGAAGCUGGCCAAGGUCCCAAGAAUAGCAACGGAUAGAUCUAAUAUCUUUCAAGAUGCUUUUGCUGCUGAGUAUAACAUUCUGCCUGCAGACUGUCAAAGAAAGCAGAAUGUUUUGGACGACUUGUCACUUCGCCCAAGGGAAACAAGAACUUGUGCAGGACAGUCGAGAGCAGAUAAGAACUAUUAUCACUUGAAUUUGGAUUCCUUGCAGAAUUGCUCUCAACAGUUUUUCAAGAAUAGCACUUCAGUGUCCUCUGAGAAAUUAAUUCAAAAACCGGAAAAGGUGUCUCCUGUUUUGGGUCAUGACAUAAAUGAUACUGAAGGUAAUUUACAUUGUUCUACCUUAAUGCUAAAAGAUUCUUCCAAUAGCCUUGAGGAAAGAGUCUCAGAGGAUUCCCAGCUGAUCAAUAAUGCUGCAGAUGCAUCACUGGAAAAUUUUGUUCCCCGACAUGAUUCAGCAGGCAAGUGCCUCCGAUUAGCAGAAUCAUUAAGUAAUAUUGACUUAAAUGUAACCUUAACUGAAGAGGAGUCUCCAUCAUCACCCUCUCCUCCUACAGUGAAACUGACUGUUACCAAGGUAGACUUGGAAGUUCCAAUAGUACCUGAUAAACAAAUUGACUUGUCAGAUGGUUCAAAGGAACAUUGUGAAGAGAUAAUGAAGUUUGCAGCCGAGGCUAUAGUUGCAAUCUCAAUGUCUGUUGGAGAAGUUACUGUUGACGAAGCAACUUCUGAAUCUAUGCAAGAAAAACCAGAUGGGUGCCUCCAAUGGUUUGUGGAUGUGGUCUCAACUUAUGAGGGUCAAGACCAGAACAACAUGAAUGAAGUUAACUUGAAUGUGAACGAUGAUUUCAUCGUGGAGUUGAUUCCAGAUGGUAUGGAUGAAUUUGAGUACAUGACACUUAAGCUGGAGGAUGUAAAGGUUGAUGACUGCUUUCCUAAAUACUCAGUACCACUUCUGGAGAAUCAGGAGGAUGAAGAAACAAAAGUUACUACAUUGUCAAGACGGCCGCGACGAGGGCAAAGGGGGAGGCAGCGUAAGGACUUUCAACGGGAUGUACUUCCAAGUCUCAUUUCCUUGUCAAAGCUCGAGGUAACUGAGGAUAUUCAGACAUUUGAAGAACUGCUCAAGUCUAGUGGUUUAACUUGGCAGUCAAGUUUGUCAAGAAGAGGUAAUGCAAAGACUUCAAGGGGAAGAAGGCGUUCAGGAGCGACAUCUUCCACUCAAGUAAAAGAGACAGUGUGCUCUCCAUUAGAAGAUAAACCUGUUUCUCGAGAAGUACAAGCCGAGGAUAAAACACUAGUUGGAUGGGGAAAGAGGACGAGGCGUUUGCCAAGGCAAAGAAGUGUAAAUGGUCCUACUGCUAUUCUUUGAAGCAAUACUAACUUGCCUAGAAUGUUGUAUAGGUAAACAGAUUAGUUCCAUCAUAAGAGUGAAAUAUUGCAGCAGUGACAUUCUUGCUAGGAUUCUUGAUUUUACAUACUCUGAAACCUUUCUGAGCUUUGCUGUUCAAGUUUUAGUAGUGAACUCGCUCCGUAGGUUGUAAUAGAUUGGAUCAUGUGUCUCAUUUUCGUAUCACAACUAAGUUUAAUUAGCUUGUUUUAACUACAUAUCUCAAGUCUCAACUGCUAACUGAAGACAUUAUGCCAUUUUUCAGUAAAAUGAGCCAAAGGAAAAUCUGUAGCUGGAAUGCUCUUAUAUUUCCGGGAAUCGGCAACUUGGUCAGCCUAAACUGGUGC
Oldenlandia corymbosa var. corymbosa is the source of this 5886-nucleotide messenger RNA. The record is from the annotation of a GenBank genome assembly. NCBI's taxonomy places the organism in Eukaryota, Viridiplantae, Streptophyta, Magnoliopsida, Gentianales, Rubiaceae.